AUGGCCGCGUCCACCCUGUCCGUCUGCUCCAGCGACCUGAGCUAUGGCAGCCGCGUCUGCCUGCCCGGAUCCUCGGACUCCUGCCCCGACUCCUCCUGGCAGGUGGACGACUGCCCAGAGAGCUGCUGCGAGCCCCCGUGCUGCGCCCCGGCCCCCUGCCUGACCCUCCUGUGCGGCCCCUCCUCCCCCUGCCAGGGAGACUGCUGCACCCCUGCGUGCUGCAAGCCCGUCUGCUGCACCCCUGUGUGCUGCAAGCCUGUCUGCUGCACCCCUGUGUGCUGCAAGCCCGUGUGCUGCACCCCUGUGUGCUGUAAGCCCGUGUGCUGCACCCCUGUGUGCUGCAAGCCCGUCUGCUGCACCACUGUCUGCUGUGAGGACUCCCCCUGCACAACCUCUUCAUGCUGCCAGCCGUCCUGUUGCACCUCCUCCCCCUGCCAGGAAGACUGCUGCAAGCCCGUCUGCUGCACCCCUGUCUGCUGCAAGCCCGUCUGCUGCACCCCUGUGUGCUGCGAGGACUCCCCCUGCUCAGCCCCCUCCUGCUGCCAGCCCAGCCCCUGCUGCAGACCCUCCUCCUGCCCGUCCUGCUGCACCUCCUCCCCCUGCCAGGAAGACUGCUGUACUCCUGUGUGCUGCAAGCCUGUUUGCUGCACCCCUGUGUGCUGCGAGGACUCUCCCUGCUCAGCCUCCUCCUGCUGCCAGCCCAGCCCCUGCUGCAGACCCUCCUCCAGUGUAUCCCUGCUCUGCCGCCCCGUGUGCCCCCGCCCUGCCUGCUGUGCCCCUGCCUCCUCCUGCUGCACCCCUGCCUCCCCCUGCCGGCCCAGCUGCUGCCGUCCGGCCUCCUGCGUGUCCCUGCUCUGCCGCCCCGUGUGCAGGCCCGCCUGCUGCGCCCCUGCCUCCUCCUGCUGCCGCCCGGCCUCCUGCGUGUCCCUGCUCUGCCGCCCUGUGUGCCCCCGCCCUGCCUGCUGCACCCCUGCCUCGGGCCAGGAGUGUUGCCACUGA
Messenger RNA from Prionailurus viverrinus (fishing cat), 999 nucleotides. RefSeq names its product keratin-associated protein 10-7-like. Lineage: Eukaryota; Metazoa; Chordata; Mammalia; Carnivora; Felidae. The record is from RefSeq and is a predicted model, not a curated record. Bases 1 to 999 code for a protein of 332 amino acids. The transcript is spliced from 2 exons. Gene Ontology annotation, cellular component: keratin filament.